Molecule: messenger RNA, 599 nt
Organism: Cervus elaphus (red deer)
Lineage: Eukaryota; Metazoa; Chordata; Mammalia; Artiodactyla; Cervidae
Product: 40S ribosomal protein S15a-like
Exons: 1
Coding region: 161-553 (130 amino acids)
Biological process (GO): translation
Cellular component (GO): ribosome; cytosolic small ribosomal subunit
Molecular function (GO): structural constituent of ribosome
Source: RefSeq, a predicted model, not a curated record
UUGUUUGUACUUAAAGUUCUCUCCUCUGAAUCUCUUUAUGGGAUCACCCCACUCCAGCUUUUGUGUAUCCAUUUUCCACUGAUAAAGCUCCUGUCAAGACCCAUAAUUCCGUGCGCUCGCCCCUCCCAUCCUCUUUCCGCCAUCUUUCCGUGCCGCCAGAAUGGUGCGCAUGAAUGUCCUGGCUGAUGCUCUCAAGAGUAUCAACAACGCCGAAAAGAGAGCCAAACGCCAGGUGCUUAUUCGGCCGUGCUCCAAGGUCAUCGUCAGGUUUCUAACAGUGAUGAUGAAGCAUGGUUACAGUGGUGAAUUUGAAAUCAUUGAUGAUCACAGGGCUGGGAAAAUUGUUGUGAACCUCACAGGCAGGCUAAAUAAGUGUGGAGUGAUCAGCCCCAGAUUUGAUGUGCAACUCAAAGAUCUAGAAAAAUGGCAGAAUAACCUGCUCCCGUCCCGUCAGUUUGGUUUCAUUGUACUGACAACCUCAGCUGGCAUCAUGGACCAUGAAGAAGCAAGACGAAAACAUACAGGAGGGAAAAUCCUUGGAUUCUUUUUCUAGGGAUGUAAUAUGUACAAAUAAAAUGCCUUAGAGGAAAAAAAAAAAA